CAGAUAUAGUCCAGGCAACAAUGGAUAUUCUUCCUUUUUUGUUCAUUAGUUUUAAGUUGCUGUUUCUGUUUUGUGAACUCUCUGAUGCAACUGAAACCAUGAGUUCAUCCCAAUAUCUAACUGAUGGCAACACCUUGGUUUCAAAAAAUGGUACCUUCGAGCUUGGUUUCUUCAGUCCUGGUAGUUCCAAGAAUCGUUAUUUAGGAAUUUGGUACAAAAAGAUCCCAAUUCAAACUGUUGUUUGGGUAGCAAACAGAGUCAACCCCAUCAAUGAUUCUUCAGGAUUAUUGAUGAUAAACAGCACAGGUAAUCUUGUAUUAACAAGCCAGAACAAGACUGUAGUUUGGUCAGCAAACUUGACAAUUGAAGUCCAGAGUCCAGUGCUAGCAGAGCUUUUAGAUUCCGGAAAUCUUGUCCUGAGAGAUGAACAAGUUUCUAAUUCGGAAACUUUUUUGUGGCAAAGCUUUGAUUAUCCAUCUGAUACAUUGCUGCCAGAAAUGAAGUUUGGAUGGGACUUGAAGAAUGGUCUUGAACGGCGUCUAACAGCUUGGAAGAGCCCCAGUGACCCGUCUCCUGGGGACUUGACUUGGAGAAUGGACCUACAAGGUUAUCCUGAGCCAGUUAUGUAUAAGGGAUCAGAAAAGUUUUAUAGGAGUGGCCCUUGGAAUGGUCUUGGAUUCAGUGGUGCAGAAGCAAUGACUUCUAAUCCAGAUUUCCAAUUCAACAUGGUAUCUAAUGAGGAAGAGUUGUACUACUCAUUCAGCGCUACUGAUAAAUCACUAAUCACAAGGGUUGUUUUAAACCAAACCGACUAUGAACGCCAGCGACCUGCUUGGAGUGAAGAAACUCAAAGUUGGAAGGUGUAUUCAUAUGUACCAAGAGAUUACUGUGACAAUUAUGGUACUUGUGGUGCCUAUGGGUACUGUAUCACUAGUAAGACACCAAUUUGCCAAUGUUUGAAAGGGUUUAAGCCUAAAUCAGGAGAAAAUUUGGACUGGCAAGGGUGUGUGCGUAACAUACCAUUAAACUACUCAAACCAAGAUGGUUUUGUCAAAUUUGUUGGGCUGAAGCUGCCAGAUGCUGCACAUUCUUGGGUGAACAAAACUAUGAAUCUCAACGAAUGCAGGGAGAAAUGUUUAGGGAACUCUACUUGUAUGGCAUAUACUAACUCCGAUAUUAGAGGGGCAGGCAGCGGCUGUGCCAUGUGGUUUGGUGAUCUGAUUGAUAUCAGACACAUACAAGAUGGUGGUCAGGACUUACAUAUACGAAUGUCUGCUUCAGAACUAGAGACAGAAGAUAAUCCUAAGAUGAAGAUACUGGUGAUAACCUCUAUUGCCGUUGCUGUGGUUGCCGGAGUACUUAUAGUGAGCUACUGCAUUUACAAAAGGCGCAUUCACAAAAGAAGGACGAAUACAGUAGAAAACAACAUGGAAAUGCAUCAGGAAAGAGAAGACUUAGAGCUACCAAUGUUGGAGUUAGCUACAAUUGCGAAAGCCACCAAUAACUUUUCAUUAUCCAACAAGCUUGGAGAAGGUGGCUUUGGAGCUGUAUACCAAGGCACACUAGCGGAUGGGAAAGAAAUUGCUGUGAAGAGGCUCUCAAAUAUUUCUGGGCAAGGAUUAAAUGAGUUAAAGAAUGAAGUUUUACUGAUUGCGAAUCUACAGCACCGAAAUCUUGUAAAGCUUCUUGGUUGCUGCAUUGAAGCGGAAGAGAAAUUGUUGAUUUAUGAAUUAAUGCCCAACAAGAGCCUGGACUACUUCAUCUUUGAUCAAUCAAGAAGUAAGCUAUUGGACUGGUCGAAGCGUUUCAACAUUAUAUGUGGGAUUGCAAGGGGUCUUCUCUAUCUUCAUCAAGACUCUAGACUGAGGAUUAUACAUAGAGAUCUCAAAGCAAGUAAUGUAUUACUUGAUCAUGAAAUGAACCCAAAAAUUUCAGAUUUUGGUUUGGCCAAAACUUUUGGUGGAGAUCAAACUGAAGGGAACACAAAAAGACUGGCUGGAACUUAUGGUUACAUGGCACCAGAAUACGCUAGUGAGGGACUGUUCUCUGUUAAAUCUGAUGUGUUUAGCUUCGGCAUUUUAUUGUUGGAGAUCUUAAUUGGGGUGAGAAAUAGAGGGUUCUAUCAUCCAAAGAGUGGCCUCAACCUCACAGGAUAUGCAUGGAAACUAUGGAAUGAAGGCAAGCCAAUGGAACUGAUUGAUUCAGUGUUGGGAGAAUCAUGCAAUAUUUCAGAAGUAAUAAGAUGCAUCCACAUUAGUCUCUUAUGUGUGCAACAAUAUCCGGUGGAUAGGCCAACCAUGUCAACUGUAGUGGUGAUGCUUGGUAGUGAUAGUAUAUUGCCCCAGCCAAAACAACCUGGUUUCUUGAUGGACAGGAAUUUACUUGAGCCAGGCCUUUCAUCAAGUGAUUAUGGAUUAAUGUCAAAGAAUGAAAUCAGUAUCUCACUUUUGGAGGCUCGAUAAUUUUGUUACUGUAUAUGUCCAAGUCCACAUUAUUUAUUCGUUGUGAUACAAUCCCAUAUUAAAUUAAAAAAAAAUGAUUGAAU
Messenger RNA from Pistacia vera, 2545 nucleotides. RefSeq names its product G-type lectin S-receptor-like serine/threonine-protein kinase At4g27290. Gene Ontology annotation, molecular function: ATP binding; protein serine/threonine kinase activity. The transcript has 7 exons. The record is from RefSeq and is a predicted model, not a curated record. Gene Ontology annotation, biological process: protein phosphorylation; recognition of pollen. The coding region runs from base 21 to 2462 and encodes 813 amino acids. Lineage: Eukaryota; Viridiplantae; Streptophyta; Magnoliopsida; Sapindales; Anacardiaceae.